Messenger RNA from Protobothrops mucrosquamatus (brown spotted pit viper), 3501 nucleotides. It is a transcript of the gene TSC1, whose product is annotated as TSC complex subunit 1. The coding region runs from base 70 to 3501 and encodes 1143 amino acids. Gene Ontology annotation, biological process: negative regulation of cell population proliferation; negative regulation of TOR signaling; regulation of cell cycle. Gene Ontology annotation, cellular component: TSC1-TSC2 complex. The transcript is spliced from 21 exons. The record is from RefSeq and is a predicted model, not a curated record. Lineage: Eukaryota; Metazoa; Chordata; Lepidosauria; Squamata; Viperidae.
UAGAACUGGAAGCAACCGUGCCUUGCAUGAUCACACUGUCAUGCACGUCAGGGCCUAGCGUGAAGCAGAAUGUCUCAACAAGCAAGUAUUGGGGAUCUCCUCCCCAUGCUGGAUUCUCCAGUCCUGGCUGCUCUGGAAGAUAUAAUGGCUGUGUUUAGAGACAACCUAGCCACAGACCGUGGGCCCAUGCUGGUGAAUUCUUUGGUGGAUUACUACUUGGAAACCAGCUCCCAUCAAGCUUUGCACAUCCUGACAACUGUUCAAGAACCACACGACAAGCACCUUCUUGAUAAAAUCAACGAAUACAUGAGCAAACCUGCCACCCGCCUGGCCACUCUUUCGCUCCUUGGCCAUGUGAUUAGAUGCCAGCCCUCCUGGAAACAUAAGCUCCCUCGGGCCCCUGUUCUCCAUUCCCUCCUCAAGUGUCUCAAGACUGACACCGACGUCGUGGUCCUCACUACGGGGGUGCUAGUGUUAAUCACCUUGCUGCCCAUGAUCCCUCAGUCUGGGAAGCAGUACCUUCACGAUUUUUUUGGCAUCUUCGGCCGCCUUUCAUCUUGGUACUUGAAGAACCCAGGCCACGUGGCAGAGAUCUACCUGGUCCACCUCCACGCCAGCGUGUACGCCCUCUUUCACCGCCUUUAUGGAAUGUACCCGUGCAAUUUUGUCUCCUUUCUGCGCUCCCACUACAGCAUGAAGGAAAACCUGGAGACCUUUGAAGAGGUGGUCAAGCCAAUGAUGGGCCACGUGCGUAUCCAUCCGGAGCUGGUGACCGGUUCCAAGGAUCACGAGCUGGACCCUCGGAGGUGGAAGAGGUUAGAAACGCACGACGUUGUGAUUGAAUGUGCCAAAAUCUCCCUGGAUCCGGCAGAAGCCUCCUAUGAAGAGGGCUACUGCUCAACCUCCCUACACGCCAGCGCACACCUAUCGCUUCGCCCCGCGGACCCUGACGCCAGCCCUUACGUGAUUCCCCACAAUAGCCUGGGAGCCGUGACGUCGACCCCUUACUCUGCUUCUCGGCUGGUCCUCUCCCAGAUACCAGGGCAGCUACCUCACAUCCUGAACCCCCAAUCCUCAAGCUUGUCCACUGAGCCUCAGCAGGCGCCUAUCUGGAGCCCCUCCGCUAUUUGUGGCAUGACCACCCCCCCAACUUCUCCCGGCCUCGUUCUGGAGUCUUCGCAGACCUCCUCCCAGCCUUACACCAAGUUCUUCAGCACAGCCGACGAUUUGGGUCCGAGUUCGGUUCCUGCAACGACCGCUGCAUCUUCAAAGAAGGAAGAAAAAGCAGAUCCCGGCAGGCCUUUCCUGUCCCGCCAGCAAAAUAUCACAAGUGACCUUGGUUAUCCAGACUCCCAAGGCAGCAAAAAUUGUGUAACUUUAAACGACCUGGCCAACAUCCUAGGAGACCUGGAGGGCUCUUGUGAAGACAGCGGAGAGAAAGACAGAGAAGAAGAUGCCAUCUCGAACGAAAUCUCCGCCAUCACCGCCACGGAGGCCGAGCCCGUCGUGCCUCGGGGAGGAUUCGAUUCUCCCUUCUACCAAUCCAGCGAGAAUCUCUCCGGCUCGAGGAAGUCUCAGUCGGUGGCUUCGAACGCCGCAGGGCAGCUUUUGAACACGGAGCCCUUGGCCUCUUUUCUGGACCAACUCGAAGGCUCGCGGGACACCCCGAAGGAAGCCUUCACGCCCAUCGACCGGCCUUGUCGUGACGCCGAGGAGAUUCCCGCGGGCCUUCAGGAAACGGGCAUUUUGACCCCCAGCCCUUGCAAAAUCCCGGCCCGCCAGAGGCCCGGCCUUGGGGGCCAGUGGCUUCCGGGCUACGAGCACCUGUUCGAGGUGGCCUUGCCGAAGACCGCCUACCUGUUUGUCAGCCGGAAGACGGAAGAGCUGCUGCGAAAGAGCAAGGCGGGAGCGGAGGACGAUGGCUUCCUGGCUGCUUCCCCGCUGGAUGUCUUAGACAGGCUGCUUCAACACGGGGCCGACGCGCACAGCAGGGAACUGAGCAAGUUGUCGUUGCCAAGCCGAUCCGCCGACUGGACUCACUUUGGAGGCUCUCCUCCUUCCGACGAGAUUCACACCCUCCAGAAUCAGCUGCGCCUGCUGCAUAACCAGCUGUUGUACGAACGCUUCAAACGGCAGCAACACGCUGUCCGGAACAGGCGCCUCCUGCGGAAAGUGAUCAAAGCUGCUGCCCUGGAGGAACACAACGCAGCCAUGAAAGACCAGCUGCGGCUCCAGGAGAAGGACAUCCAGGCCUUGAAGCUCAGCCUGCAGAAGGAGCAGGCCAAACAUCGCCUCUUCCAGGAAGAAUACGAGGGCAUGGUGGCCCAGCUGCACCGCCAGCUCCGCCAGCUGCAGCACCAGCGGGAGGAGUAUUACAGCCAGAGUCAGGAGCUGAAGACCAAACUGGAAGACUGUUCCAAUGUCAUCCGAGACUUGCGGUCCGAGCUGAAAAAAUCAAACAACAAGGUGUGCCACACCGAACUGCAGCUGAGCCAAGUUUCACAAAAGCUUUCCAACAGUGAGUCGGUCCAACAGCAGAUGGAGUUCUUGAACAGGCAGCUGCUGGUGCUGGGGGAGGUGAAUGAACUGUACCUGGAGCAGCUGCAGAACAAGCACGCCGACACCACCAAGGAAGUGGGGAUCAUGCAGACGGCCUUCCGGAAGGAGCUGGAGAGAGCCAAGUCCUGCCUCCUCCUCCAGAGCCAGCAAGUGGAAGCGUCUCAGAACCGGGUUGCAGAACUGGAAUCUCAGCUUACCAAGAAGGAUCACCUGUUGCUGGAGCAGAAGAAAUAUCUGGAGGACGUCAAAGCCCAAGCCAGGGACCAGCUCCAGGCGGUCGAGCAGCAGCACAAAGCCCAGAAGCAGAUCACGCGGACCUUUGAACUGGAGAUACUACGCUUGUACAGUUGCCUGGAUAGCGACCGGUUGCAGAAGAAACAGGAGGAGGACAAAAUGGAGACGGCAGAAAUGGCCGAAGAAAGGCUCUCGGGGGCAAAUGAGGGCCUGUCCCACCCAGUCGCCCGAUGCGCUGAAGAAAUGCUGGGCAGGAACGGGGAGGCCGACUCUUCCGUCGUCCAGACUCGUCCUAGCAGCAGCAGUAGCAGCAACAGCGGUGGAUCCAGUCCGGAGAAGCCCCUCGCCGACCGAGCCGGACCCUUCAACAGCUGCUGGGAGGCCACUGCGCGACAGGAGCCUCCUUCUGCCCGCAGCCGGCUGACCGUGGGCUCCUUCCCGAGUUCGGAGAGCUUCUUGGGCAUGAAAGCUCGCGAGCUCUUCCGCAACAAAAGCGAAAGCCAGUGCGAUGAAGACGGGGCGGCCCUCCAGAGCCUCUGCGGCACGUUGAAGACUGAAUUGUGCAAAGGGCCCGGCCUAGAAGCCCGGGGACCCUUGCCCCCUUCCCCGGGUCCCGCGGAACCCACCACCUCUCCCUCAAAUCAAGAAAGCAGCGUGGAAUCGCUUCAUAUAAUGGACUACAACGAAUCCCAUCACGGUCAUAGCUAA